AUGGCUGCCAUUCGCUCCCUCCUCAAUCCACUGGUGGAUGACGACCACCGAGACAGCAACGAGGAAAGCAAAGACGAGAUCUCUACUCACGACAGUCAGAUGUCUGCUUUCUCGGACGCCUCCGGGGAUCCGCAGCAUAAGCCGAUCCGAAAGAAGCAAAAGAUCUGUAAGGAUGCCGCGGUCUUCAAGCCAGGCAACAUCAGAGGGGAAUGUCGAUAUCCACCGUAUGAGGAUGACGAUCCAGUGCUGGCUGUCAAACAUCAGAUGUUCGAGGUCUAUCCUGUCGGCAAUAUUGCGUCCUAUCCAAGACAUAUUCCCUACAAUAGCGAGAAGAAGCUCUACUUGGAGAGAACAGGCAGGGAAAGCUUUGAAGUCUUCCAGUAUCAAUUCAAGGUCCCCGGCGAUUCCACUACGUACACAAUGCUCUGGGACUAUAACAUUGGCCUAGUUCGAACGACGCCUCUGUUCAAGUGUGGGAACUACUCCAAGACAACGCCGGCGAAGAUGCUUUCCCGCAACGUUGGAUUGAAAGAUAUAUGCCACAGCAUCACAGGAGGAGCCUUGGUCGCACAAGGUUACUGGAUCCCAUAUGAGGCGGCGAAGGCGGUGGCAGCCACUUUCUGCUGGAAAAUUCGCUAUGCGUUGACACCCGUCUUCGGCAAAGACUUCCCUGAAAUGUGUAUUCCUGAAGACGCCGACGGCUUUGGAUCCAUGCAAAUCGACCCUGAAAUCACCAAACGAUGUGCAGCCCAGGCUCAGGUGUACCGGGAACUGGAGCUGCAGGGAGCUGGCACCUCAUCGUCUGGCAUACCAAGCCCACGCACACCCUUGACACCACCGUCCCGAGCCCCAGUCAAGAAGCUCAUGCCAAAACCACACCAAGUCCCUGAUACUUCUAGCGAGUCCUCGACUGACUCGGGUCGGGAGGACAAAUACGAGCUCUCUUCGGCGUCCCCACAGAUCGCCUUCAGUGACCCCUGGUCUGCAGUCAACUCGCCCCGUUCUCCACCAGUCAAGGUGUCCUUCACCGAUCCAUGGUCCCCUGCCAGUACUACUCGGUCGCAGUCUCCUCAUGGUGGCUCACGCAAAGUGAGGGCGGCUGCAAAUAUUCCACGCUCCCACACUCCUCUUGACCUUCUGCCUCCUCCACGGACGCCCCUGUACGCUCCAAUCAAGGCCCGGGUCGGAGAUUGUGGCCAUGCUGCAGACGGCGCUCAUGAAUCGCUUCUCAGCGAAGGAGUCUCUCCCAAAUCCCGUGCGGUACGAAUGGACAUUGAUGAAGACUAUGAUGCUGGUUCUGAUGACUCUGAUGGUGCCAAACCUGUUACAACGACGAGCAGAAAGAGAUCUUCAAAGGUAUUCAAUGAAACCAAAGCAGCCUAUGUCUUGAUGAAACUGCGGACACAGACGGACACUGUCAAGGCUGGCUUGAAGUCGCUGAAGCGUAGAGCAUCGGCAUAA
Messenger RNA from Exophiala dermatitidis NIH/UT8656, 1461 nucleotides. RefSeq lists its product as uncharacterized. The record is from RefSeq and is a predicted model, not a curated record. Lineage: Eukaryota; Fungi; Ascomycota; Eurotiomycetes; Chaetothyriales; Herpotrichiellaceae. The coding region runs from base 1 to 1461 and encodes 486 amino acids. The transcript is spliced from 4 exons. Gene Ontology annotation, molecular function: DNA binding.